GUGGUACAGUAUAUACCAGUAUGCUGGAGGUGCAGUAUUCUGUAACCUUGAUUUGCCCUUAACAUUGCAGAGGCAAAUAACUACACUGCACUUGUACUGUGUAUAAGAGUGUGAGUGUUGUUUUACUAAUAGUGUUCUUUGCCAGACUGGGUAAGGCCUGAACUAAGUCUUAAAAUGAGUUCCAAAAAUACCCAUGGGAUUGAUACGGACUGUAUGACACUGACGAGAUUUGUAUUACAAGAACAAAAGAAGCAUCCUGAAGCUACAGGGGAUCUUACACAGUUACUCAAUGGACUUCUGACUGCGGUAAAAGCAGUUUCGUCUGCUGUUCGUAGGGCAGGGAUGGCAUCUUUGUUUGGUAUUGCUGGGGCUACCAAUGUCCAGGGUGAGGAAGUGAAAAAACUGGAUGUGAUUGCAAAUGAGGUGUUUAUUAACAUGCUCAAGUCUUCCUUCACCACCUGCUUGUUGGUAUCUGAGGAAAACGAAAACGUCAUUGAAGUAGAGAUAGAGCGGCAGGGCAAGUAUAUUGUGUGCUUUGACCCACUGGAUGGCUCAUCCAAUAUUGAUUGUCUUGUGUCCAUUGGAACAAUAUUUGCCAUUUUGAGAAAGGACCAUGAGGGACCACCCACCAUCAAGGAUGCCCUCCAGUCUGGCCGUAACAUUGUAGCAGCAGGCUAUGCAUUGUAUGGCAGUGCCACUGCAGUGGUGCUCUCCACAGGGGAUGAGGUCAAUUCCUUCAUGCUGGACCCUGCCAUUGGAGAAUUCAUCCUGACCCAGCGUAAUAUUCAGAUCAAGCCUAGAGGAAAAAUCUUUUCAGUCAACGAAGGCUAUGCCAAGUUUUGGGAUCCUGCCAUGAAGGAGUAUGUAGAGAACAAGAAAUAUCCAAAGAGUGGGAAACCAUACGGAGCAAGAUAUAUUGGCUCCAUGGUAGCAGAUGUUCACAGGACUCUUAUGUAUGGGGGGAUUUUCAUGUAUCCUGCCACCUCAGAAUCUCCGAAAGGGAAGCUACGCCUGCUGUAUGAAUGCAACCCUAUGGCAUACAUUAUAGAGAAAGCAGGCGGACUUGCUUCCACUGGGAUCAUGCCUAUCCUUGACAUCGUCCCUGAAUCCAUCCAUCAGCGAGCUCCCAUCUUUCUGGGUUCCAAAGAAGAUGUGGAGGAUGUUAUUGCACUCUACAAAAAGCACCAGCAGUAGAGGAAAUGGUGGAUGUGUGCAGCUCUUGGACCCAAGAGUGAAAUAUAUAAGACAGCAUCUGUUUGGAUUAAUGCUAAAUUUGAACUGCUGAAUGAGCUUUAGUUCCCAAAUUUGAAUUAAUGUGGUACUUAUGAAAUUGCUGCACAAAAUGUUAAUUUUUUUUUUCAUAUCAAUACAUCGGUGGUAUUUAACAAUGGCUCUAAGAGUACAAAAGUUUUAGAUGAUCAUGAUGAACUUGGAACUGGAAUAUGUUUAUAUAUCUUAUUGAUACUGGUUUUGUGGGGAAAAUUGGUGGCAAUGGAUUAUGGCAGCAUACCUGUUCUAAUGUGAUAGAAAGUAUGAAUUUGUCUUUGAAAUGAUUGCUUAAUAAAGUUGCAUUGUCAUUUAUGGCAAAUAUAAUCUGCUACAAUUUAUGUAAGGAAAAAUUGUCUAAAAACAGCAUUUUUUUUCCUGAUCCUUGUCUCAGCUUACCUUUUACUACCUAAUUGCCUUUACAACAGUUGAGUUUACAAUAUCAAACUAUUUCACAUAUUUGUGGCCUCUAUGCUUUAUGUUUUCAUCCGAGGUCUAUGUAGAAUCCUUAGAACAAAAUUUAGUUAUUCAGUUUACAGAAUAACAAUUCUCAUUAAGAGUUUAAACAUCAAAGCUUAAAGCAGAUAUAUUUUCUUACCAAAUCAUUUUAUUUACUUUGCAAAGCAAUUAAAUAUAUGCAAUAGGUAUGGGCUUGUGUUGGGAUGUGAAACUAAUAACCUUGGUCAUGAAAGAUUAUGGCGUUAUUGUCGUUUUAAAGUAUUUUGUGUCAUUGAUAUGGGUCGGGCUUCCGUUGAUGAAAAGGUUUAAGAUAUAUUGAAAUAAAGCACAAUGAUUUAUCAUGAUUAUAUUUGUAUCAAGUUUAUAAACUAAUUAAGUUGGGUAAAAUUUAAUUGGUUUUCCCGUUUCCUGGUUAUCACUUGUUAGAAACUUGAAGGAAAAUAAAUAUUGUUAGAGGUUCUUUAA
Molecule: messenger RNA, 2190 nt
Organism: Lingula anatina
Lineage: Eukaryota; Metazoa; Brachiopoda; Lingulata; Lingulida; Lingulidae
Product: fructose-1,6-bisphosphatase isozyme 2
Biological process (GO): fructose 6-phosphate metabolic process; fructose 1,6-bisphosphate metabolic process; gluconeogenesis
Cellular component (GO): cytosol; cytoplasm
Molecular function (GO): fructose 1,6-bisphosphate 1-phosphatase activity
Source: RefSeq, a predicted model, not a curated record